AUGAACGUAGUGGGUACAGAAUAUGAUGUUAAAAUCGUUGACUACGAUGGGCAUAUUGAUGUGGCAGGCAAGAUUUUCACCAACGAUUCUUCUACGAGUGCAAGCUGGGCAGGUCUGCAACAGGGACAGCUCGGAACAUCAACGUUGUUUGGAGUGAGGGAAGCACCACCGAAUUUAUGGUCCGGGGCUGGUUCCAAAGCAGAAAAUGCUCUCGAAGAAGACCAUGGUGACUGUGUGGUGGUGUACUACAACUACAUUCCACUACAGCUUCAUGACAUCUGGCGAGACCAUUACUACAGAGAAGUACCGCAUAGAACUGGACGAAAUGCACCGGAAGCUCCAACAUCUUCGCUUGGCGUUAGUGAAGAGAAUAGGCCUGGUGCUCCUUCACGGCAAUGCCCGGCCCCACAUUUCAAAGGUGACACUACUGAAGUUGAACGAGUUGGACUAGAAGACUCAGCCUCAUUCGUCAGACCCUUCGCUAACUGA
Molecule: messenger RNA, 489 nt
Organism: Necator americanus (New World hookworm)
Lineage: Eukaryota; Metazoa; Nematoda; Chromadorea; Rhabditida; Ancylostomatidae
Exons: 3
Coding region: 1-489 (162 amino acids)
Source: RefSeq, a predicted model, not a curated record